UCGAUUACUCGUGCAUUAGUGCAAGUUUGUGUCAAAAUAUUUUAUUAGCAAUUAUAUUAAUUUAUAAUAAUAUAACUACUAUUAACGAUAUUCACAAACUUGACUAACGUAUGAAAUAUGCACUGUUUCAAUUCAGAAAAAUAUAAGGAUAAAAAUGUUUAACCAAAUUUAAUUUCAAACAUGUUUAGCCUCUUGCAAAUAAGAAGCGCUGAAAAAUGGAAAACGAAAAGGGUAAAGAUAUAAACGAACAGUUUUAUUUGGAUAUUCCUUUAUAUUCAAGUAAGGAACUGGCACAAGAAAGUUCAAUAAGUGAUUUGCAAGAGUGUGGUUCAGAUGAUCUAAAUAAUUCUAGUGUAGACUCUCCAAGUUCAAAACACUCCCCUAAAACGUCUCUUUUAGCGAAAAGACGAUUACAAGCUUAUUCUAAUAUAAAUAGGUUCAAAAAAGAAGAAAAAAAUGAAUCGAGCCCUGUAGGAAAACCAGUAAAACAAUCACCUAAAAAAUCUAAAAAAACCCUAUAUCCACAUGAUAUUGCUAGGGCUGUUAUAAGAGAUAUAGAGGAGUUAAAAAGGGCUGGUUACGGUGCACCACCGCAAAGUCCUACAUUAAUUCCUAUGGAGGUUGUUCCAGUAGUUAGAAUUAAACCCGAGUCGAAUUCUUUUUCUAGCGACGUAGAUGAAGAUCGUCUUUUAUUUAAGAAGCGUGAAAUUAAGUGUCGUAAUAUAAGAAAAGCUGAUAGUGAACGCCGUUCGCCAUCUCCUAAGUCUUCAUCGUCUAAGAGGGCAAAAGAGCAGGAUCAGCAAGUCAAAAAACCUCACAAACAAUAUCCGAAAAAUUGGGAAGAAUAUGCUGAAUUAAAUUUGAAUCCGGAGAAAGAUAUUUAUUUAAAAUCGAGGUUUUUUCAGAGGCCUAGAGACAAACGUUAUGAUCUGAAGAAAUACUUUAAUUUUCAAGCUCCUUCACCUCCGAUUGAGAUCUUUAGGAGCCACUCGAUAAGUGGAGAUUUUACGUUUAUUCCCUUUGCACACUUAAGAUCCACGGUGUCAAAACCUCAAGUUCUGUAUAGUACAAAUCAUAAAACGACACCGCCAGGUCUUAUAAACAAGAAUCAGCUGUUUUCUUUUAUACCGGAGGAACGAAAAAAGAUAAUUGAACAGUUGUAUAAAGGAAGCAGAAUUCAACCCAGCACCAAAAAGAUCACCGUGCGUAAGUGGUACCCAAAAAACUGGCGAAAAUUCAACUAUUCAGAAGCAAAAUUGCUGGAAAGCUCUGUGGGUCUUUCAUUUUUGCAAAGUUAUUCGGACGAGGAAGACGAUAACGAAAACUUGAACGUUAGCAAUACUGAGGAAUUGGAAGAUGAACAGUGCACCCCUCCUUUAAGAAACAAUCUAGAAAAUUCUCUUUCAACUACACCCGAAAGAACUUUAAGUAGUUUGGACAAUAAAUCUAACAAAGACGAGUCAGAAAAUCUAGAUCCCGACAACGACUGGAAGAUUAACUUAGCUGAUUUAGAUGAAAACUUUGUAGAAAAAAGUGACGACUUAGAAGAAGAGUAUAUAAAGACCAAAAUGGAGCUAGAACAGCUGGAAGCCUCCUUAAAACAAUCUUCUAAAGAUUAUCCUUCCGAAAAUGAGGAACUAGUCGUUCCCGAAAAGAAGACCAAGAAAGAAAAGGAUAAGAAGAAGCUCCAAAAACGAAAGAAAAAACCUAAAAAGGAGGUUAAAAACAAAUCGGAACGCAAAGAAAAGAAGAACAAGGAAAAAAAGAAAUACAAAUCGAGGAAGAAUUUUGAAAUAACCGAUGAAGAUGAAGAGAAUAAGGACGAGGUUCGCGCUACUAAAGCGAAGAAAAAGAAGAAGAGCGAGUCAUCGAAGAAGAAGAAAGAACUUAGCCCGGGAGAAGAAUCGAUUUCUUCGCCUAAAGAAAACUACGAGGAAGACAUCAUGUUCUUUACCAACAGAUUCGACAAGGCGAACGAAGAUUUAGUUAAAAAAACUAAAAACAAACACGUAGCUUUUAUAAACUUGGAGGAACUGAUCACUUCGCAGAAGGAAGACAUCGACAUUAUACCGAAAAAACAAGAUAUAUUUAUGGCCGAAGAAAAAAAGGAAGAUGACGUUAAACCCGUCGAAGUGAAGGUAGAUUUGCUGAAGAAAAAUGAAGAGUAUUUGAGAAACCAGGAGAAGAAUAAGAGCGUUUCAAAGCACGAUAGUAAAGAAAAAGUUCAGCCAGAAAAAGCUAUAGUUUCCGAAAAAUCCGACUUAGAAGAUUCUAAAUCUGAAAAUAAACAGGAUGAGGAAGAGAUGGAUGAAAAUAAUCAUGAAAUUCCGGUUCAAUUAUACGAAUCUGUCGAUGACUCUGUCAAGAAAGUGCCCGAUUGGGAAAAGAUUAAAACAAAAAGGAAGAGACAUAUUUCUGACAGAGUUCAGAGCAGGAAGAGCUCCAAAGACUUAUCUCCUAUCGCGAUCGAAAUUGGGGAAGACCUUAUCGACGUAACGAAUAUUAAGAAAGAACCGUUCUGUGAGGAAGACGAGAGUUUCGAUCAACAGAAACGUCUGAAGUUAACGAAUACUUCCUGGGAAAGUGAUGACGAAUCUGUCGAAAUCCAAUCGAGGGACUUAAAUACGCGUACCUCAAACAGAGCUGACGCUUUCAGCUUUGAAAUACCUCUAAACAUUCAACAUUUCACCCGCAGAGACAUCAAAGUUGAUCCGGAUUCGUUCGAUAUUGAUAUAAGCGCUGACAAAUCAAACCAACAAGAGGCAAAUUCGGAGGUUGUGGAACAACAAAAACGAAAACCGGAAGACUCGUUGCCUGUUGUAACUAAAAGACGAAGAUGGGACUCGAAAACUUCCGAUUCAAACGUCGAUUCUCCUGUGAUCAAAACAGAUACCCCCGACAUAUUGAGUCUGGAAGAUUCGAAUUUGAAUUCUUCAGUGAAAUUAGAGGACGAGUAUGAGGAGUUUAUGAAAGCUGUGACUGGUUCAGAGAAAAACGAUCUUGAAACUAGUUUGGAUUCGUCCGUUAGUAUCGUGGAGGAAACUACGUUAACUAAAAUAACGCCCAGUGAGGAGGGGGUGGGUACUAAUUCAAAUUCAAGCUCUUUCGUACAGGUUGUUACGAACAUUGAGGAGGUUCCCGUCGAAACCAUUGUUAUCCCGGAUAUACCGACUAUUCAGAUUCCUUUACCUCCUACCAGUGAACCUUCCAGACCUGUACCCGUUCCCUCCCCCAAGCUUGAGCCACAGACAAUCAUAGACUUGAAUAAACCUCUUAUUAACCUGAGCUUAUCGGCUAACGUGACUCAGAACAUCACGAUCAGUUUACCAACGACCGUCACUAGUUUUACCGCACCUGUUACUUCCGGGAUAGACAUUUCCAAGACCAGUUUCGAGAUUUCAGCGCCAAUUUCGAAAGAGACCUUGGUCAGUGUGAAUGAAGUUCCGGUAACUGUUACUGCGCAGAAUUUUGAUACGGAAGUUCAAAAGGAAGCUUUUGUACCGGUUCAGGAAGAAUCCCCCGGUAAAAAGAUUGUUUUUACUGGACUGACCCUUCCUAGCAAACGACAGCUGAUGAACAAUUCUGCGCUGAACUUCGACGAUUCGGACAGCAACGAUAACUCUACCUUCGAGGAACAGAAGCGCAAGAAACUGGAAGCUCUGAUCGAGGACAACAAACGAGAGGUCCAGAUCGAGGAAAAACGGAAGCGUUCGGAACUUGAAUUCGACAGACAGCAAAGGGAGCACUGGAGUACUCCGGGGUUCAAGGACGACCGGAAGUCGACGCCGGUUAGGUCCAGGCGUGAGUCCAGUCCGGGUAGGAGGAGGAGCAGUCCGGGAAAGAACCGGAGAGAAUCCCCGGGUAGGAGGAGGUCUCCUCCGCCUAGGAAGCGGUCGCCAAGAAGGAGGGAGUCGCCUAAGAGGAGGUCGCCGCCUAGGAGGCGAACGCCGAUGAGACGUAGUGUGUCGCCGAGGAAGAGGCCGAGCGUGUCGCCGAAGAGGCGUAGAAGUCCUUCGCCUGCCAGGAGAGAUGGGCAUAGGAGAAGCAUUUCUCCGAGAGACAGGCGAUCAUCUCCGAGAAGACACGGUAACGCCAAGAGAAGCAGCACCCCUAAAUCUAACAGAAGAGAAAGAACCCCACCGCGUCACGAGGACACGCCUCAAAGAAGACGUAGUCCUAGAAGGUCUAAAACCUCCCCCGUUCACGAAGUCUCUUCAUCAUUCGGCGACUUGAAGCGCAGCGUUGCCGAUUCGACCAUCAGCGACGACCAGCUACCUCAAAGCACCACCAGCGAGGAUUACAACAUGUCCGCCCACCUGCAGAAUAAACUUAUGGACAGGGAUUAUGAUUCCCCGAAAAGGAUUUCUUUAGAUGACAGGAUCAAUCAGGUUCUGGGGUAUAACAAUGUCAACGAAUCGUCGCCCAAACCUAUUACUACUAUUACUUCUACGGGAUACGAUUAUGGUAAUGUUCAGCAUAAUCAACAUCAUCAGCAACAGCAACAAUAUGGUAAUUAUCAGCUUAACAACGAUCCUUACGGCGUUAAGGAUCAAGUUGCUCCGGUGAUGAUGGGUCAGCAAGCUAGUAGAAAUAUGGGUCAGUCUUGUUUCAAGCAGGUGGGCAAUGUGUUGCAGAUAGUGCCAAGCGAGGAUCUUACUAAUAUACCUGUGCCGGAUUAUUCUCAGAAUGUAAAUAUCCAGUGUAUGCCUACUAUGCCUCCUGUACCGCCUAUGUAUGAGCAAAAAAAUACUCCUGCAAAUAUUGACAUCAAGCCGCAAGUAGUGCAAGUGGGUAACGUGUUGCAAAUAGUUCCCAGGGAACUAGUUCCAAUAAAAACAGUUCCACCACCUCCGCCGGUGCAACACACCGAGGUUAAAUUGGAACCCAGUCAGAUUAUCGUGGAUAUGCAACGGCCAAGCACCUCAGCGGAUAAGCCAUCCGCUGAAUCAGCCAUGUUACAAAAAGUGGCUGAAAGAAGGGCAGAACGAGAAAAACGACGCCAAGAAAAAGAAAAUAGAAGAAUGGAGAAAGACAAACGACGAAAAGAGAAGGAAAAAAUUAAGAUGGACAAGAUGAAAAUCAGAACUGAAAAUAUGAUUAAGAAAGCGCUGGAGCUGGAACAAGAAGAAGCCGACGGUGACACCGACAUUUUGGGAGAGAAACCAAUCCAGUGGCCUCCAUUAUUAGUGGGACAUACCGUUCUGAAAGAAGCUGGAAAGAGUAUUUUACUGAAAAGUCGAUCUAGGAAACACGAAGAAAAAAAUACCGGCGAAAGAAAACUUAAAACCGUUCAAUUCGCUGACGGUAUCAGACCGGGUGAAGGUACGUCUCCUUCCGCCGGCGAAGAACUGUCAUCUCCGCCGCCACCUAAAAAGAAACUGCCAAAAGAAAAGAGAUACAAGAAGACUAAAUUCAACAAAAAGACUGCCAAGAAGAAGGUAAAGGUUAAAGUGAUCAAAAAACCUGUUCCGCCUCCCGAAGACAGCGACUCUGAAGACAAUUUACCCCCACCCUCGCCUCCUCCUGGUUCGCCCCCUCCCCAUGUUUUCCCCCCUCGUAUCAAGGUCAAUGCAAUCAACAACGUACCUGCGCCGUAUUUAGCCACAAUCUUACAGAGCGGCCCACCUCCAACUCAGCUACCGCAGCCACAGCAGUUCCAAUCCAACAUGUACCGACCUUCCCUUCCCUUGAUCAUGGCCCCACCCCUUCCGCCUCAAGUGCUCCCGUCUCCGGUCGUAGGAUCCGUCUCUCAGGCCCUCCCAUCUCGAAUUCCGACCGUCACUUCGGUGCCGUCGCCUCACCAUCCCCCUCUCACGGCUCACCAUCCCCCUCCCUCGCCCCAUCAUCCCCCUCCAUCUCCCCAUCAUCCCCCUCCGUCGCCUCACCACCCGCCACCGACGCAUUACCACCCCGGCGCGCUGCCCCCGACGUCCAUCGUCAAUACUAACCAUCAUCAUCACAGUUUGGGUCCGUACGGUCAUUCUCGUCAUUAUUAGCAGGAUAUAAGUUCCGACACACACCUCAAGGCUAGGAACCUUGUAAAAAAUAUAGUUUAAUUUAUAUGUAGGUAGACCAUAUAAUGUAAACGUUUUCAUUUGUCUUUGUAAACAAGGAUUUCGUUUUAAAAGGCACUAUUUUUUGGCGUUUCCCUGUUUUAAAACUUAUUUAAUUUUUUUACUGUAGUAAUUAUUGGGUGUAGAAUAAUUGUUCAUAGUUUUUAAUAAAAAUUUUGUGAUGGUUUACUUAAAAGAGAGGUCUUAAAGUAGCUUGAUUGUUAAAAAUGAGUCAAAUAUAUGAGUCAAUUUGAGAGGUUAUUGUAUUUAUUAUUAAUUUUAAAAAUUUGUUAGGAUCGAAUUGUAAAAUUUAGCCCUUAUUUCAAUCUGACAUGUCAUGGAAUAAAAAGACGUCAUAAUAGGUUUAGAAAUAACACUUUAUCUAGAUCUGUUCUAUGUCUAUCGCUGUUUUUUUUAUAAACACUGUAUAGUAAGUUUAAGGUUUCAGGAUAUUUAUUUUAGUAGAAAUUGAAAAUGCUAAUUUAGUCUUUCAUACAAGGUGUUUCAAAAAACGUGUCAUCUCUUGUGGGGAGAUUCCGGAAGUAAACAUAUGAUUUUUUUUAUAUAUCAACAACAAUUAUAAUUUUCUUCCA
Molecule: messenger RNA, 6646 nt
Organism: Sitophilus oryzae (rice weevil)
Lineage: Eukaryota; Metazoa; Arthropoda; Insecta; Coleoptera; Curculionidae
Product: titin-like
Source: RefSeq, a predicted model, not a curated record